Tribolium madens (black flour beetle) is the source of this 476-nucleotide messenger RNA. RefSeq names its product WASH complex subunit 5-like. Gene Ontology annotation, biological process: regulation of actin nucleation; actin filament polymerization; endosome fission. Bases 3 to 452 code for a protein of 149 amino acids. Lineage: Eukaryota; Metazoa; Arthropoda; Insecta; Coleoptera; Tenebrionidae. The record is from RefSeq and is a predicted model, not a curated record. Gene Ontology annotation, cellular component: WASH complex; endosome. The transcript is spliced from 2 exons.
UCAUGUCCACACUAUCACACUAUUUCGAUUACUCGGGCUUAAAUAACCCAUUUAAUAAAAUCUACAUCACAUCAAAGUUCGACAACAAUCAUUAUAUCACAAUUUUCGUUUUUGUGAUUGCACAUUUACACAAAGUUUUUUUCCCACGAAACAAACGAAAUACGGACCAAAUCGAUGGGACCACAUUUGCUGUCUCAAUUCACACUCUCAUCAAACAAUUCCAUAACAAAUUAAACGAAAGUUUUAUCAACUUAUUAAGUGAUUAUAUCACACAAUUGACUAGAUACAACAUAAGUGUUAAAAGCACCGACUUGCCUUUAGAAGUAUCCCUAGCCAUGAGUUUCCUUGAAACGUUCACGAAUUACUCCGAGGCGUCCCGAAAGUGUCUCAAAGAAGCAAUUCCCGAUGAAAUUUUACAUUUGCAACAAACUCUAAUCGCGUCUUCUUCGUAAAUCAAAUAAAAAUAAUCAAUCAGU